This is a messenger RNA of Aspergillus pseudoviridinutans, 3207 nucleotides long. RefSeq lists its product as uncharacterized. The transcript is spliced from 2 exons. Gene Ontology annotation, molecular function: protein binding. The coding region runs from base 1 to 3207 and encodes 1068 amino acids. The record is from RefSeq and is a predicted model, not a curated record. Gene Ontology annotation, biological process: negative regulation of transcription by RNA polymerase II. Gene Ontology annotation, cellular component: transcription repressor complex; nucleus. Lineage: Eukaryota; Fungi; Ascomycota; Eurotiomycetes; Eurotiales; Aspergillaceae.
AUGGCCAUGCACGACACAAACAUCUCAUACUUUUUCUGUCAAGCAACUACCAGUCGCCUCAAUAAUGCUGCAGCAGUCUUGCGGGGACUCAUAUAUAUGCUCGUGCAACAACAACCUGCGUUAAUCAGACACAUGAGCGACGUCUCCUUUGAGGGUGAGAAUGCAUGGUUCGCAUUACUUCGAGUCUUCACCAAUAUUCUUGAGGACUCGCAUUUGCAAAGCACGUACCUGAUCAUUGAUGCGCUCGACGAAUGCACUACAGACUUGAGCCGACUCCUUCAUCUUCUUGUCCAGAAGUCAACAGCUUAUUCGCACGUUCAGUGGGUUGUGUCUAGCCGCAAUUGGCCGAGCAUUGAGAACGGCCUCAAUGGUACGAAUCCAAUAGAACUGAAUCUUGAGUUAAACGAGCACACUCUGUCGGCUGCUAUCAACUCAUUUAUUCAGCUUAAAGUGAAUGAGCUAGCAGAUAACAACAAGUACAGCCCUGAAGUAGGGGCUGCCAUCCAGCACCAUUUGGAGUCAAAGGCAAAUGGCACCUUCCUCUGGGUAGCUCUGGUUUGCAAGGAACUCACUACCGUCCCCAAGAGACAUGUCCUAAAGAAGUUAAAAGAGUUCCCUGCUGGCCUGGAUAAGCUUUAUAGACGCAUGUGGGAACAAAUGAGCGAGUCUGAUGAUGCUCAACUCUGCAGGUCUCUUCUCGGCGUCAUGACGACCGUCUACCGUCCUAUCACGUUGGAUGAAUUAACAUCUUGUAUCGACUUAUCCGAGGAUUUCGCAGACGAUCAGGAGUCUCUGUCAGAGGUUAUAGGCUUUUGUGGUUCUUUCCUGACACUCAGAGGACGUACAAUCUCCUUGGUUCAUCAGUCAGCUAAGGAUUUCCUCCUGCGAGAAGCAUUCGAUGAGAUCUUCCCUAAAGGAGCGGACAACAUACACUAUUCUAUUUUCUCAAAAUCACUGCAAGCUAUUGCCAGGACACUUCAUCGCGACAUCUACAGCCUAGUUGCCCCCGGGUAUCCAAUUGACCAAGUCAAGAAGCCAGACCAGGAUCCGCUAGCUGCUACAAGGUACGCGUGUGUCUACUGGGUCGACCACCUAAACGAGUGCUCUCCUAGCAAGAACACAAACGAAGACCUGCAGGAGAGCGGCUCAGUCGGUAGAUUCUUGCAGCAAGACUAUCUUCACUGGCUUGAAGCUCUUAGCCUGUCAAAAAGCUUAGCAAAGGGGGUAGCUUCGAUGCUGAAGCUUGAGCGUUUGCUGAAGCGAACGACCGAGAACUCGCCACUGAUUAACAGACUUCGAGAUGCACGCCGAUUUGUCCUAUACUACAAAACAGUAAUUGAGAAUUACCCACUUCAAGUAUACGCUGCAGGACUCAUAUUUAGCCCAGCCAGCAGCAUUACAAGGAAACAAUUUAAGAAUUCGGAGCCGGCCUGGCUAAUCCGAAAACCAACUACGGAAGAGAGUUGGAGUGCAUGCCUACAGACACUGGAGGGCCAUAGCGAUGAGGUCGCGUCUGCUACGUUCUCUCAUGAUUCCAAGCUGCUCGCCUCGGCAUCAGAGGAUAACACUAUCAAGGUGUGGGAUGCCAGCAGCGGCCAGUGCGUCCAAACUCUCGAGGGCCACAGUGGCUCAGUCUACUCAGUCACAAUCUCCCAUGAUUCCAUGCUCCUCGCCUCAGCCUCACUAGAUAAGACUAUUAGGAUGUGGGACGUCAGCAACGGCCAAUGCAUCCAGAUACUUGAGGGCCAUAGUGGCCCAGUCUACUCAGUCACCUUCUCUGAUAACUCGAAGCUCCUCGCCUCAGCAUCAUUUGAUGAGACUGUGAGGGUGUGGGACGCUAGCAACAGCCAAUGCGUCCAGACACUCAAAGGCCAUAGCACCUCAGUACACUCAGUUGCCUUUUCACAUGGCUCCAAACUCGUCGCCUCAGCUUCAGCUGAUGGGACCAUCAAGGUUUGGGAUGCCAGCAAUGGUCAAUGCCUCCAGACACUUGAGGGCCAUAGCGGCUUGGUCCACUCAGUCACCUUCUCACAUGAUUCCCUGCUGCUUGCCUCAGCCUCAAGCAAUAAGACUAUCAAGGUGUGGGAUGUAAGUAACCGCCGGAGCCUUCAGAUGUUUGAAGUUCAUAGCAGCUGGGUCCACUCAGUUACCUUCUCGCAUGAUUCUAAGCUCAUCACCUCAGCCUCAGCUGAUGGGACUAUUAAGCUGUGGGAUGCAAGUAACAGCAAAUGCCUACAAACACUCAAAGACCAUAGCGGCUGGAGCUACUCAAUCUUCUCAAAUGACUCGAAACUCCUUGCCAUAGCCUCAUACGAUGAGACCAUUAGUGUGUGGGAUGUCAGCAACAGCCAAUGUGUCCAGAUACUCGAGGGCCAUAUCGGUCCAAUCAACUCCAUCACCUUUUCCUAUGAUUCAAAACUCCUCGCCUCAGCUUCAUAUGAUGAGACCAUCAAGGUGUGGGACAUAAGUAACGGCAGAUGUCUCCAAACCCUUGAUGGUCACAGCAUGGCAGUCAGCUCAGUUACCUUCUCCUAUGAUUCAAAGCUCCUUGCCUCAGCCUCAGGUGAUGAGACUGUUAAGGUAUGGGAUGCCAGCAAUGGCCAAUGCCUACAGACGCUCAAGGGCCAUAGUGGCUGGGUCUAUGCAGUCACAUUCUCCCAUGAUUCAAGGCUCCUCACCUCAGCCUCAGAUGAUGAGACUAUUAAAGUAUGGGAUAUUAGCAACGGCCAGUGCCUCCAAACAUUUGAGGGCCAUGGCAGCUCAGUCCGCUCAGUCAUCUUCUCUAAUGACUCGAAGCUCCUUGCCUCGGGCUCAUACGAUAAAACUAUCAAAGUGUGGGAUGCCAGUAGCGGACAAUGCCUAAAGACCCUUAAGAUUGACAGAAUCGCCUAUCUGAAGUCAUUCAACAUGCCUAACUCUUGCCUUGAGACUUAUAAUGGUACCAUUUAUUCUUUGGAUUUAGACGCAGGACCGACAGACACCGAGCCAGAAGUAGCGCGCUCUCAAGGAUAUGGCGUGACUGAUCAAACAUGGAUCACUUGGAACUCGAAGUAUCUGCUAUGGUUACCACCAGACUACCGGCCACGUACUUUCGCCGUGUCUCAGUCGACAGUAUGUCUUGGUUGUACUUCGGGGCGGGUGCUAUUAUUCACCUUCGAUACCCAGAGAGUAUCCCAUGUGCACAAGCACAUGAUCCACUUUAGCUGA